Molecule: messenger RNA, 1431 nt
Organism: Penicillium macrosclerotiorum
Lineage: Eukaryota; Fungi; Ascomycota; Eurotiomycetes; Eurotiales; Aspergillaceae
Exons: 15
Coding region: 1-1431 (476 amino acids)
Biological process (GO): transmembrane transport
Molecular function (GO): transmembrane transporter activity
Source: RefSeq, a predicted model, not a curated record
AUGGCCGACACCGUCCCGACAUCGGCACCGGUCGAGGAUGUGUCAAUCUACAGAACACGUCGCGUCUGGUAUCGAACCACGCUUUUCAAUGCAUUCAUCAUCGGGGGCGUAGGCUUCAUGGCCCCAGGACUAUGGAAUGCCAUGAACUCUCUGGGUGCCGGUGGAGCUGAAUCGCCUUUUCUUAUCAACGCGGCUAAUGCGUUGGUUUUUGGACUGAUGGGAUUUCUGUGCCUUUUUGGAGGUCCUAUCUCCAAUCGGAUUGGUCUCAACUGGACCUUGUUAUUAGGUGCUGCUGGGUAUCCAGUUUAUUCAGCAGCUUUAUACACAAAUAAUCGCUAUGGCAAUGAGUGGUUUGUUCUUGUCGGAGCAGUUGCUUGCGGUUUAUCAGCCGGUCUCUUUUGGGCUUCUGAAGGUGCCGUUGCACUUGGCUACCCUGAGCCGGAGAGGAGAGGGCAAUAUAUGAACAUCUGGCUCUGGUUUCGUACCGGUGGACCUCUGCUUGGGAGUGCCAUUGUUCUUGGACUAAACCAUUCUGCUAGUGCAAAGAGCAAAGGCAAAGUUGGGUCCGAAACUUACUUGAUUUUUGUCGCACUCCAAUGUCUUGCUGUGCCUCUCGCUAUCUUCCUCACUCGUCCUGAAAAGGUGCAACGCAGUGAUGGAACAGCCGUGAAGAUAAUUGUACAGGAUUCAUGGAAAGGUGAACUUAUUGAAUUGUGGAAAGUCUCUCUUCGCAAAGAGAUUCUUCUCCUUUUACCUAUCUUCUGGGCCGCGUAUUUUAACCAGUAUAGUGGAAACUUUGAGACAUACUAUUUCGGUGUCCGCGCGCGAGCAUUAAUUGGCUUAGUUUCAUACAUUGCGGCCCUUCUUUCCUCAUGGAUUAUCAGUCGAUUCUUAGAUUAUCGUGGAUUAACUGUUAAGAGUCGCAUCACCUACAGCUUCUAUUAUGUUGUUGGGGUUCACAUUGUGGCCUGGGUUUAUGGCUGGGUAAUCCAAGAGAAAUACACUGCCAAUCCACCAUCCUAUGAUUGGGCAGACAAGGGGUUUACAGAGGGUGCUUUUGUCAUUAUCUUAUGGCAGUUUUCUCAGCAGGCACUGCAGAACUGGCUGUACUAUCUUCUUUCUACAAUGACGGAUAACAUCUCUGAACUAUCUCGAUUAUCUGGAGUCCUACGUGGACAAGAGAGCUUUUCCCAAGCUGUUUCCUUUGGAUUGAAUACCCGUGAUUGGUACGGAGGAAGAGUUCCACUUGCAGUUAAUACAAUCCUUCUUGGACUUGCGGUUCUUCCUACAUGGAUUGUUGUCAGGAAUCACAACCCAGUGGAACAAAGUAAAAACAAUGCGCUUAGCGGUGAUGUCCAAGAUGAAGAGCGACUUUCCUUUCAGGACUCGAAGGACAAGCCCGAUUAUAUUGUUGGCCAAAGUGAAAUUUAG